ACUCGGACGGGUUUAGAGUUUCGAGAUGGGUUUAGGAUUAAGAAUUUAGAGUUAGUUUGUUUUUAAUCGGAAUCUGAUAGCGAUGAAGAACAAGUUUUCCAUAAAUUUCAAAUUUGCCUCUUCUGGUCAAAGAACAACCUGUAACUUUAAAAAUUGAAUCAAUCAACCUAUAACAUAAUCAUCAUCCAGUCAACUCAAAGUCCAAUCCAAUCUCCGUUCAAGUUCCUCUUCAUUCUCAUCAAUCAAUCAAUUAAAUUUCGAAAACGCCUCUUGAUUUUCCGAUUCUCAAAUUUUCAAAAGAAAAAUGGGCAAAGGCGGUGGAUGCGUACCUAGCAAGAACAGAGCAUCGAUUACCGUCUCCGAUCCAGAUCCCGAUCAUCCUCCGCCGCCACAGGAGAAAAAAUCCGCCGCUCAAUCUCACAAUCCGCCCGGAGAAAUCGCGAGGAAUCUGAGGAUCUUCAUCGUGUAUUACUCGAUGUACGGUCACAUCGAGCUAUUGGCGAAGAGGAUCAAGAGAGGAGUCGAUUCGGUUGAUGGCGUUGAAGGUGUUCUGUUUAAGGUGCCGGAGACGUUGCCGCCGAAGACGCUGGAGCAGAUGAAAGUUCCGGCGAAGGACGACAGCGUGCCGGUGAUUGAGGUGGAGAAGAUGGUAGAGGCGGACGGAUUCUUGUUUGGAUUUCCAACGAGGUAUGGAUCCAUGGCGGCGCAGAUGAAGUCGUUUUUCGAUUCGACGAUUGAUCUUUGGAAGGAUCAGAGAUUGGCCGGCAUUCCGGCAGGAUUGUUCGUCAGUACCGGAACCCAGGGCGGCGGCCAAGAGACGACGGCUUUAACAGCAGUGAGUCUUCUAGCACACCAUGGAAUGGUAUAUGUUCCAAUAGGAUAUACCUUUGGGAGUGAAAUGACGAAUAUAGACACCAUUAGAGGAGGGUCCCCUUAUGGUGCUGGGGUUCUCUCCGGUGAUGGCUCAAGACCUCCUUCUUCCACUGAGCUUCAUCUUGCUCAUCAUCAAGGCAAGUACAUGGCUACCUUACUUAAAAGAUCUCUCCCCCGCUCUUGACUAACCCUUCUCCUCCUCGGUCCAUUACUCGUUUAGUCUCGACACUUUAAAACGUCUCAAUUUCACGUCCUCUCCAUUUUCGCCAUUGGUGUUUUUGUCAUUCGAUUAAAGCUUAAGAAGUAAAAUACAGAGGUUAAAAGUGUAAUUUAGCCUAUUUUUUUUAAUUCUUGUG
Molecule: messenger RNA, 1229 nt
Organism: Cucurbita maxima (winter squash)
Lineage: Eukaryota; Viridiplantae; Streptophyta; Magnoliopsida; Cucurbitales; Cucurbitaceae
Product: probable NAD(P)H dehydrogenase (quinone) FQR1-like 1
Exons: 2
Coding region: 305-1057 (250 amino acids)
Molecular function (GO): NAD(P)H dehydrogenase (quinone) activity; FMN binding
Source: RefSeq, a predicted model, not a curated record